Molecule: messenger RNA, 1100 nt
Organism: Mytilus californianus (California mussel)
Lineage: Eukaryota; Metazoa; Mollusca; Bivalvia; Mytilida; Mytilidae
Product: lysophospholipase-like protein 1
Exons: 5
Coding region: 42-743 (233 amino acids)
Biological process (GO): protein depalmitoylation
Cellular component (GO): cytoplasm
Molecular function (GO): carboxylic ester hydrolase activity; palmitoyl-(protein) hydrolase activity
Source: RefSeq, a predicted model, not a curated record
ACUCUAGCAGUGUCAAAAACUAGCACAUCCUUUUUUGGGACAUGGCAUUGUCAUUAAUGCCAAGAAUUGUUCCACAAACAAAAGAUGUUUGUAAGGGAGCAGUUUUCUUUCUACAUGGAUCAGGGGACACAGGUAUAGGAAUACAAGACUGGUUGAGAUCGAUUCUAGAUGAUGACUUUAAAUUCCCUCAUUUGAAGGUUAUCUUUCCUACAGCUCCGUUAAGACCUUACACACCUAAUAAUGGAGGAAGAAGCUAUGUAUGGUUUGACAGGAAAAAUAUUUCUCCAUUUGUAUCUGAACAUGAAACUUUAGAUGAAACAGCUAAAAGUUUAUCUCAGUUGAUACAAACUGAAGUAGACAGUGGCAUUCCUUUAUCCAGAAUUGUUAUAGGUGGAUUUUCAAUGGGAGGUGCUAUGUCAUUACACAUGGGAUACAGAUAUGUUCCACAAGUUCCAGGAGUAUUUGCCCUGUCCAGUUUUCUAAAUAAUGGAUCCUCAGUGUUUAAGACAUUAGAAACUGUAAGUGACAAAUCAAAAUUACCCAAGUUAUUCUGUUGUCAUGGUGACCUGGACCAACUUGUUUUACCAGAAUGGGGACUGAAUACAAACAAACAGUUAGAAGAGCUUGGAAUAUCAACAGAGUUUCAUAAAUUUAAUUUUUAUCAUGAAAUGAACUUUAAGGAAAUCAGCAUGUUGAGAGAAUGGAUUCUGAAAUUAAUACCAGAAAAUUCAAGUCAAUUGUGAUAUGAAAUAAUUGUGUUGUUUCUGAAGUACUGUACAAUAUAUUCGGAAAUUCUUAUGCAGCAGUGAUUGAGUUCAAGCCUUAUAUCAGAUUGGCAUGAUUUGUUGUAGUUACUAGUUAGGCAUGAAAACAAAAAAAUCUAAUCUCUCUAAAAUAAAAAAAAAUGAUCAAAGCUUUUACGGUAUUUAUCCUUAAUAGGUCUUUAAUAAUGAAACCAAAGAUAAGUUUUUAAAAUUCAAUUUCAUGUAUGGUUAAAAGCAUAGACAGUAAAUAAGUGACACAAAAUGUGAUUGGUUUUUAUUUGAAAUUGAAUUAUUUUUAGAAGAAAAUUUGUAAAUAAAGAACAUAUAUACCACUAA